UUCAUUGUAUUCUCUUUGUAUUUUGUUAUGGAAGUUGAAGAAGCGUAACAAAAUGAGUAUUUCUCAACUUAUGAUAAUCUACACAUUCUGUUUUUCUGCAUUUCUUUUGACAUAUUCAGCAUCAAACAGUACCCAAAAACCAGAUAUCUCUGAACUUGAAAACUCAACGAAAUGUGCUCGGAGUUUAAAAUUAAACAGCACUGAUAAUAGAAACAGCUCCACGUGCUCCGAAAAGCCCACAGAUCGGGGUUGGAUUGUAGCUGCAGUAUUUGGUGGCAUAGUAGUUCUUUUCAUAAUUGCGAUAAUAUACCAAGUAAUAUGUAACAAAGAACUAUCAGAUUCAGGAGGAGGAGGAACAAGAGGAGGAGGUGGUGGAUUGAGUUUUGGUGGCGGGGGGUUCUCUCCUGGAGGAGGAGGCGGCGGGGGUUGUGGAUGAAGAUAUUUUGAUUUGGGGUUUUUUUAAAUAUGAAACAAUAUAAUUAUCAUCAAGCACAGUUUUAUUCACACCUCUUUAUGUAUUUUCUAAAUGCUUUAAUCAAUGUAUAAUCAACGUUCCAAUUUAAACUAGACGAGUUAUAAAAACGGUAGAAUCUAUAUAUCAUUGGUCAUUCCGUACAUUCUCAUUUUAAACAUUACUUCAUUAUUAUUCGUUUUGUGUGCAUCAUAAUGACAUUUACACAAUUUACAUAUAAUAUAUUUUUACUUCAAUAAAAUGAUAAAAAUAGGGUAAUUGUGUGUAAAUUGGUGUUUGGUGCGAAAGGCAGGGAUAGGUAUA
Styela clava is the source of this 775-nucleotide messenger RNA. RefSeq lists its product as uncharacterized. The record is from RefSeq and is a predicted model, not a curated record. Lineage: Eukaryota; Metazoa; Chordata; Ascidiacea; Stolidobranchia; Styelidae.